AUGGCUACUGUCUAUGAAAGUUAUCAGCCUGAGGGGAAGUCGCCAUCUUUGAGCUCACCCAUCCCACGACAGACACCACCAAUAAUCAUUCCCUAUGGCAGCUAUCAGAAUGGAAGAAACAGAGAGCCAGGGCCUCUGCAUCAGCCUAAGGGGACGUCACCAUCAUCAGGCUCACCAGUUCCAGAAAAGACACCAUCAACAGCCAAUCCCUAUGGCAAAUGCCAGAACGGGAUGGACAGGGAGCCAGGCCCAAUCCAUGAGUCUGUGUGGAAGCAACCGGCAUUGGGUUACUGCAUAGAACGGCUUCGAUCACUGAUAGUUCCACCUCAUAGUUAUCAGGUGGGUGUGGAGAAAGAGCCAGGUCGUAUCCAUGAGCCUGUAUGGAACCAAGCACCAAUGGACUCCUCUGGAACACAACCAGUUCCACCCGUGGUCAUUCCACCACACAGGUGUCGGAAGUGGGUGGAUACACCUCUGGGCCCUCUCCACGAGCCCAUCUGGACUCAACCAUCCUUGGGUUCUUCCCUCUUCCUGCAGGCUCCAGCAGUGCCCAUUGACUUUGGCAGUUCUCACAACUGGAAACGGACACAGUACAGCCACCUCUAUGCACCAGGCUCCUCACAACCAGGACAGACUCCAUCAAUUGCUUCUGUAUCUGGCAGCUGUCAGAAGGGGAAGGAAAGAGCAUUAG
Podarcis lilfordi (Lilford's wall lizard) is the source of this 691-nucleotide messenger RNA. NCBI's taxonomy places the organism in Eukaryota, Metazoa, Chordata, Lepidosauria, Squamata, Lacertidae. The record is from the annotation of a GenBank genome assembly.